AUGGCGGGUAACGGCGGCGAGGGGCGCUGCCGCCAGGACGCGCCUGUGGGGCGACUGGAGCUGAUUCUCGGACCGAUGUUUGCCGGCAAGACGUCAGCGCUCAUUCAGCGCGUCUCGCGAUUGCGGUCUGUUGGACGCCGCUGUCUCGUUGUCACACACCGCAGCGACACACGCUACCGCAACGCGGCGAAAGCGAGGCUGCCGGACGGCACGGAGGGCUCUCCGUCCGCUGCCUGCGAGCUGACGACGCAUUCGCAACACACACGUUACGCGGCAGACGUUGCCGUGUCCGCACUGUGGGAGCUGCAGCGCGUGGCAGCGUCGGUGAAGGCGGGGGGUAAUUGCCGCCGCGUCGGCGGUGCUCCUGACGGCGGCAGCACGACCUCUGAAGCGAGGAGCCGGGAGGACGCUGCUGCUGGCGGUGAUGCUGGUGCGUUGGACUGGCGCGAGUACGACGUGAUUGCAGUUGACGAGGGGCAGUUCUUUCCGGACCUGUACGACUUCUGCACGGCGGCUGUGGCGCAGGGGAAGUGGGUUUUUGUGGCCUCGCUCGACGGCGACUGUCGCCAGCAGCUCUUUGGUGAGGCGUAUCGCCUGCUACCGCAAUGUGAGGCGGUGGAGAAGCUCGCCGCGAUAUGCGCGAGGUGCCGCACCCGAGACGCGUUUUUCACGCGGCGCCGCGUGGAGGCGGAGGAGGUCGUGAUGGUCGGCGGCGCAGACCUCUACGAGCCGACGUGUCGGCGUUGUCUGGCGGAGGACCCCGCGGCGGCCAGAGGGGCGGCAAAGCCGGAGGGCCAGUGA
Trypanosoma conorhini is the source of this 801-nucleotide messenger RNA. Its product is annotated as putative thymidine kinase. Lineage: Eukaryota; Euglenozoa; Kinetoplastea; Trypanosomatida; Trypanosomatidae. Gene Ontology annotation, biological process: thymidine metabolic process. The transcript has a single exon. Bases 1 to 801 code for a protein of 266 amino acids. Gene Ontology annotation, molecular function: ATP binding; thymidine kinase activity. The record is from RefSeq and is a predicted model, not a curated record.